AUGGCGACCCCUGGUGACGCUCCUUCCAUGGCGGCCACGGUCGACGCUCCUUCCAUGGCGGCCACGGUCGACGCUCCUUCUGUUACGGCCCCGAUCGAGGCUCCUUCCAAGGCGGCCGCGGCCCCGGCCGGUGAUGCUCCUCCCAAGGCGGCCGCCGGUCCUGGCCUCUACUCCGAGAUCGGGAAGAAGGCCAGAGAUCUUCUGAACAAGGAUUUCAACAUGGACCCGAAGUUUACCCUCACCACUUACGCCGAAAACGGAGCCGCAAUCACUGCUACGAGCACAAAGAAAGAUGAGGCUAUCCUUAGCGAGAUCCAGACCCAGUUUAAGUACAACAAUGUCAAACUUGAUGUGAAAGCAAAUUCAGACUCUCAAGUGUUAAUCACAGGCACAACUGAGUAUCCUCGUGUACCGGGCAUGAAGCAUAUUACAGCAAUUUCUUAUCCAUUCAAGACACCUGGAAAGAAUGAACUCCAGUACCAGAAUGAUUACGCUGGUCUCAGUCUUGGUGUUGGCAUGAACUCCAAACCUCUGAUUAACUUUUCUGGUGUGGUUGGCAACAAAUCUGUUGCUGUUGGUGGGGACGUUGCCUAUGAUACUGCAAUUGGGGAUUGGACCAAGUACAAUGCUGGAGUGAGUCUCACCAAAGAAGAUCUUGUUGCUUCCGUGAUGCUGAACAACAAAGGGGACAGCCUGACUGCGUCCAGUUACUACAUGGUGAACAAGCAGUCUGCUGUCGGAGGGGAGCUGACCCACAACUUCUCGAGCAAGGAGAACACGUCCACCGUUGCGUUGCAGCACUCCUUGGACCCUCUGACCACCGUGAAGGCGCGCUACAACAACAAAGGCAUGGUCAGUGGCCUCAUCCAGCACGAGUGGAGGCCCAAGUCAUUGCUGACCAUCUCCACCGAGUUUGACGCCAAGGCCAUAGAGAAGAGCUCCAAGAUUGGGCUCUCGCUGGUUCUUAAGCCCUGA
Messenger RNA from Lolium rigidum, 975 nucleotides. Its product is annotated as mitochondrial outer membrane protein porin 2-like. The coding region runs from base 1 to 975 and encodes 324 amino acids. Lineage: Eukaryota; Viridiplantae; Streptophyta; Magnoliopsida; Poales; Poaceae. The record is from RefSeq and is a predicted model, not a curated record. Gene Ontology annotation, biological process: monoatomic anion transmembrane transport. Gene Ontology annotation, cellular component: mitochondrial outer membrane. The transcript is spliced from 6 exons. Gene Ontology annotation, molecular function: voltage-gated monoatomic anion channel activity.